Molecule: messenger RNA, 14832 nt
Organism: Haplochromis burtoni (Burton's mouthbrooder)
Lineage: Eukaryota; Metazoa; Chordata; Actinopteri; Cichliformes; Cichlidae
Gene: kcng4a
Product: potassium voltage-gated channel, subfamily G, member 4a
Exons: 4
Coding region: 6951-8576 (541 amino acids)
Biological process (GO): protein homooligomerization; potassium ion transmembrane transport
Cellular component (GO): membrane; voltage-gated potassium channel complex
Molecular function (GO): delayed rectifier potassium channel activity; protein binding
Source: RefSeq, a predicted model, not a curated record
AAGUAAUAAUAAUAACAAAAUACUUUUAGUUCACUGCAAUCAGGAAUGCAUGUUAUGCUAUGCUAUGCUUUCAGAAAGCCAUUGUGGCUGCUUCCCCCUCUUCCACCAGCACCAGCACCCCGAGCCACUUCUGAGCCACAUUAAAUGACUCCAUAAGUUAGUUUAAUAGAGAGGAGUGCAGGCCCACAGUGAAAUAUCCACCUUGUCAGUGUGCCACAGCUGGCCCUCAAUUUAGGACUGAAUAGCUAGCAUUUCGUGUUGUUUGCCCAUAUGUUCUCUGGCUCAGAGGAGUGUGUGUGCGUGCUUGUGAUUGUACGGGUGUGUUUGCAGUUCCACAGGCUCUUUUGCCUCAUGAUUGCUUCGGCAGCACUCUACUGCUUUCUCUCCUCUAUUUGCAAUCGGCAUGGAAGGUCACGCAUGCAGCACGCUCAUACAAACACACACACACACAGAUACAUUCACGCCAGCUGUUUUCUCCUCUCUAAGACAAACUGCGAGAGAAAAAGCAGCAGACGGGGGAAGAUUUCCUCAAACUUUCAAAUGUGUUUUUAACCCAAAGACCUCUCAGACUUGCUCAGUGUUUUAGGGUCAGAUGAAGACAGCAGGGCUUUGUGCAUUCACACUCAGUUCCUCCAUUCCCUGAGCAAUUAGCUCAGGAUUAGAUUGAGGUCAAUACCUUCACCUUCAUUGCAGUCCCUUUUUGUGGAACAUUUUAAUCAAUCCAGCCCCUCUACACACAAAUCAUCUUUCUUUUUCACCUCCCUCCCUCUGUUUUUAUGCCUCAAUUGAGAUUCAAAUUAAACCUCAUCUAAUCUGGCAGUUAAGCAGAACAUUAUUUUCUGCUCUCAGGUGAGGUCGUUACAUUGUCUUUUUAUGCUGAAAGACAUGAAACAAAGGGGCCGUGUGUACUGUACCACUGAACAUCAUUAUUAGCCCCCAAACUCUCUUUUGAAUAGGUGAUUUAAGCCAGAAUAGAAAGGAGGAUGAUGAUGAUGAGGAGGAGGACAGUGCUAGAUGUGACAGUGCUGAAGGUGAUGAUGAUGAUGAUGAUGAUGAUAUGGGUCAAAACCCUCAUGGCCAUCAGCAACAAACUGAUUUCCUCCCACCGUUACUUUUGAAGGAGGCAGAGUGGCUGUCUGCAAUACUUUACAGUCCAUAGGUUUUACACACCAUUACUGACUCUCACUGGUGGGUAUUGAACUCAUUUGCAUGUUAUGAUACUGCAUUAGCGUGAUGACCUCAGGCUUUAUAGCACAUUGCAGAGCAUGUGGCUGAUGAGGAUUUAUCCAGAGGUCAUCUGUGUGAUGUGCACGCCAAGAUAACAUCAACUUCUGCAGAGCUUCCUGACAUUAAGUCACCGAUAAUCAUUAGUCGCGUGCUGGAAGUCAGAGCAGAUACACAAGUUCAUUAAACUACUCUUGUUUUUAAUUUCAUAAAUUAAAAGGUUCUCCCUGGAUAAUGAGGAGAGAUGUUCAAUGUCACUCAAAGUGUUCAACAGAAAACAUCAAAUUUACAGAAUAUUAAUUCAUCGAGACAGCUGAGUAUGUGAUAUUAAUCUGCUUUGUUUAAAAUACAUUAGUUCCAGAAACAAUUGACCUUGUUAUAAACCCAUCAAUAAUGAAAUAACUGAAAUAAUCACAUAAGGCAUGACUCUUUACUUUGGCCUAGUCUAAACUAACAAUAAAUACUAACAGAAAUCAUGGAGAUUCUUAUCCCAGUGUCUUUGUUUUCAGUAUCUCUGCUUUUACAAAACAACAUGGUUGCUACACACUUACCUCAAUAAAUGUCAAGGACCCUGUGGUUCAGUUAUAGCACAGUAUGGCACUGCGAGGUAGCGGCUUCCUGUUAUGAUAUGAUGGCAUUAGAGAAUCUCCAGACUGCUUUCCUUUAGUAACAGGUUGAAGUAGGUUAUGAUAACUGUGUCCUGCUGCUCUCUGCUGCCUGUAAUGCUGUGGCUUUGUUUUGACAUUGUAAAGUGAAGUAAAAUAAAGCAGCAGUGUAGGCAUUCCUAUAACGUUGUCCUCUGUUCUCGAAGCCAGCUAACUGUGUGCUGCCAGUACCUUUCUAUCUUUAUCAUAUCAUACAGCUUUAUUGCAACUGAUUUUUUUCCAGUAGUGGUUUAGCAUGUUUUUGGCAGCAGUGAUCAGAAUAUUGUAAGGUCUGAGAGUGGCCUCCUCUAUGCUCUGUACUCAGGCCUUGGAAAACCUGGCAUGUGAUGGGAGACUUUGUCCAAUUGCCAGAUGAGGUGAUUGUUGUAAAGAGUGAUGCGUGAGGUUUGAAUACCACGUUUUUAUAUGCAUUCAAAACGCGCUCAUGUUCAAACAUCUUCUAGAUUUCUGCCUACUGAGACUUUCAAUUCUAAAAUCUAUUUGAAAUAUUUGAAAAUACAAAUACAUUUUCUUUUUUGAAUAAAUGUCAAAAAAAAUAUUUUGAAUCAGCUGUAAAUUUCUGUUACCAGUGUGGGGAAUGAAGCUGUAUCUACAGCUUUGUUGUUAUGUUGGCAGGAAAACAUACCAAACAAAAUACAAAUAAACAGAUACAAGUUGCCUUUGUGUCAUCAAGAUGAUGCUUUUUGAAUGCAAACUUUUAUACAUGUCAUAUAAAGACAUUUUCAUGAUUAAUGGGACUAGCAAUGAUUGCUGCUUCAGCAGGGUCAUUGUGAAAGCCAAGCCACUGUCACUGGAUACUUGGAUAGUUAAAUAAACUAAGCCUGUGCUGCUGUGACAGUGUUUGCACUUGAUCUCUAAUCACACUUAUGAAAGUAUUAAACAUGACAUUAUUAGAAAAUUUUCAAUGGCUUAAAUUCUAUUUAUUAUCUUUCUGGCUGUGUAAAAUUACUGUACUCACUAAUGAUACAUUGGCAUUCAUAAACACAUUAUUUUGGCUUCGAUGUAUUCUAAUGUAGCCAUACAAUGAAUAAGGCUGAAAAACCGCCGCCUGGCAUCAAACCACCAGAGAGGCAAUAAGGUAAGUAUCACUGCCAAGAAAGCUGGUGAGUCUAUUAAAGGGAGACAAACUACAAGCGUAGUACUAGCGCUCAAAUUUGCUAAAUGUAAUGUUCUGUGAGGCAAACCAACAGAGAUGUGUAGUUUAUCUUUCCUUACCAAACUAUUCAACUCUGGAGCCAUUAAAGCAUUUUAGGAUAGGAUAUGUUUCUGAAGGUGGUUGGCGUGCAUAUGUGAUGUUUCACAGUGUAGUGAGUUUACAGUAUGUGGCAAGGGGUGAGUGACAUUUUUACACAAAUUUUGUCAGUCCUUCAGAAAUCCAAAGGUGUGCUCCCCUGCUUCACCCCGAGAGAGAAACCUGAUGGUUGGAGGGUGAGAAAACAGAGUAGGAGAUGUGAAGGAGGGGGAGGGAGAGUUGAGGGGAUCAAGGAGCAGUAAGGAUGAAUGUGCAGAAAGUGGCUCGGAAGAAAAGCAACAACAAGACAAAGAUGGAGGAAAAUAACAUAAAGAUGAAAUAAAGCGUUAAAAGGCUGUGAGGAUAUUUAGCGUGCACGGCUCAGGUGAUGAAAAUCUUUUGGCCUCUCCAUCACAGUAAACCUUUAUUCUGACACAAUAAAAUAACAAUUACCUCUUUCACACCUUUCUUUCAAACACUGUCCUCCACAGACGUAUGCACGGCUGUCAUGUUUGAUGCUGUCGGGAAACUGAUUUUACAGCAACAUGUGCCACAGUCUGUAUUUCCUGUAAUGUAAAUCUAAUGCACGUGUGUGCAAAACUAUUUCUGUGUACUCUGUAUAACGCCUGUAGAGCUUUCUAAAAGGCCCGAUGUUAACUGAUGCAUCUUGGAUUAGAUACAUCAGAUAACAUCAGAUUAGAAAUGUAAAGAAAUUAAGUCGACUCUAAUUAUUAUUUUUACAUUUCUAGUGGGUCAAAUAAAAAUGUGAAAUGUAGAGGAAACCAAAAAUACAUCAAUAAGAGAGGGAAGAUUAGACUUAAUGCACCAGGAGACAAGAGUAUCUGAACCCUCUGCCUGAAUAUUAAAAUAGAAAGAAAUGCUCAAAAACAUCUUACUUUACUGUUAUUUGAGACAGACUGAAUCAAAUACAUUAUUACACAAAACCCAUAUUUAUUUUUCCCGUUACAUUGCUUGUUAUCCCUGAAAUGUGGCAAAGAAUGACAAGGUAAGGUUACAAUGUUUCUUUUUGUGUCAUCAAUACGAGAGCUGGAAGAGACGCAACCAAUCUGAAGGUGAAACCUGGGAAAAGAGGAAUGAAGGCAAAUAGGAACGGGGAAAAGCAAAAGCAAAAGAAAAGAUGUGGAAAAAACACAAGCACCCAGAGAAAUGGCUCCACGGACAAAAUAUACUUUUAAAUGACCAUGUGGUAAUAUACACGGUAAAAUGAAGUAGGAUGGAACAGGAUAAUUACUGAAAAAACAAAACAAGACAAAAAACAGUCAAUUUCAUAAUUUCACAACAUUUUAAGUGGAGAUAUCGUCUGAAUUACAGGAGCGGGACCACUCCUCCUUCACGCCCCUUCCAACCUCAGACUAUGUAUGCCUCUUUCUCCAAUACCUGCUGUUGUCAUUUUCAUGCCCCCCCUUUUUUCCCCUCUCUUCUCCUCUUCUCUCCUCCUACCUUCCUUCAUUCACCUCUCGUUAGUACAUGGGGUUCUGCCCGGCCCGGGAGCCUUCGCCAGUCCCCUUCGAGGCCUUCCCCAAACCGCAGCACCAGUUCAUACUCCCUCAUGCCUCUGCUCAUCGUUCAGAGGAUGUGGUCCCAGCUACUGAAAGUGAAUUUUAAAUGUAAGAUGUCAUCAUGAAACUUUCCCAGUUAACUCCUCACACUAAGACAGUUAUUUCCUGUGUAUUAGGAGGUUAUCAUUAAUAUCCAAGAACAUAAUAAUAAUUCCUGGGUUUAAAUCCUUGUUUGGUUUUGGUGACAUUGUGAUUUCACAGAGGAACCUCUUUUUUUACACUCAAUACUCUGAACUGCCACAAAUAGUCCAUCCAUAUAAUGCUCUAUGAAUCAGGUGUUGACAGAAGUCCCACUAUAACGACAUUCAUAAACUUUUGUUUCGUAAAACUGAAAAUUUUCCUGCAUGUAAGUGUUGAGAAAAUGGGCCUUAGAGACAUUCAGUUGUGGUCGUUUCAUGGUCUCAUGGUCAUUUUGGACUCUUAACGCUUCUUUUAUAGAAAAAAAGAACCUGCCCACACGGAGGAACAAAAUGUUUUAUGAUUGAGAUAUUUGGUCACAAUGACAACCUGUAUGUUUGGAGGAGUGAAGGUGAGACUUUUAACCUGAGAACACUGUCGAGCAUGGUGGUGGUAGCAUCACACUCUGGGGUUGUUUUGCUGCCAGCUGGAAUAGUGAUGAUGGAGGACCCUACCUCCCAGUUCUUGAACUUCACAUGGAAUCAAAAGCUCGAUGGUUAAAACAACACAACAGGACAAUAAUUCCAAAAACAUGUAAAAGCUGAGUUUGGCUAACGUUAAGUUUCUUGGACAGCCUUCCCAAAGCACCGAUCGCAAACCACUCAACAUUUCUAACUAUGCUUAAAAGCCAGUUCUGCCAAGAAGAGUGGUCAAAUAUCCAACCAGAAGUAUUCCACAAGCUUGUUGGUGUUACCAGCAUCAUCUAUUCAAAGUACAGUUUGCUUGUGUCUGUUUGGGCCUGUUUGGAUAUUUACUUUGUGUGUGGAAGAGAGAAAAUCCAAAAUAAAUUCAGUGUUUGAAAACACAAAAAUGACCAAAAAUGCAAAAAAAGCUUCUUUACAGAUCACAUACUGUACACAUACAUGUGCUUGUACAAUAUUAUUUAUACACGGACACACAAAAGCACACUUAGUCACCAUUACAAAGCCCCCCCCCCACACACACACACUCCUAUCUGCUGCUGUAAACAACUCCUCAACCUUUUUCCAGUCUCAAAUCCUCUGUGUGAUUUACCUGCCCACAUGAACGGCUUGCAUGGAAGCAUCAUGAGGUCAGACACGCACAAUUGCACACUUACUGUCUUUCUUUUCUCUCGCUCUCCACUGAUGUCAGCGACGUGCAGCAGAGAAAGAACGAGCGGCUGAGUGAAACGGACAGAGUGGACUUCUCCCUCCCACACACCUAGCUUUCUAUAACAGUCUCCUCUGCUGUAUCACUGCAAGCCUUUGUGGACCUCUUGUUCCCAGUGUGAAUCAUUAACUGGCUCUACAAGCCCAGACAGGCGAGUGAGAGGAGAAGAGAGCAUUUCUCAAACACUCGGCUUAAAAGCAGAGAACUUCUUUUGUUUUUUUUGCUGCACUUUUCGCUCUCACUUUCCAACAAGUCAUGCAAACACAAUGAAAUGCGCAGGGUGUUUUGGUGAAGUGGGGUAGUCAUCGUGCUCGAUCAUGAGACACAUUUACAUUUACGUGGCCUUUUGUCGUGCUGCUUCCUUUGCUUUGUCUCUUAUGAACGUUGAGCCGAAAGAGAAAUCUAAUGCUGGGCAAUUGAGAAGAUGGAAAUCAAUAAGAGAUACCACAGUUGCCUGCAUGAUGCCACCACGGGUUUAGACCCUCCCUAAUCCUGUUGUGGUGACACAGAGGAUCUUCCUCAGUUCCCCAAACACCCCAGCACUGCAAAUGUGGCUCCUCAUGCAGCUCAUUCUCUGCAGCUAUCAGCCAGUGAUCAGUCCUCUUAUUCAGGCUUGCCUUUGCUAGACUGGCUUCAGAACAGGAUUACCCACUGAUUUGAUGUUGAAGUCUGGUACACAGACUCAGUCUGCUGCGGACCUCUUACCUCAUGACGCUCUGUUGGUUGGGGACCAAAAAAAGGAAAACAGCACUGCACCUUUUCUUUCUUCUGUUUUCCUACGGUAGCAGGGAAACUUUUUCAGAUCUGUUAAUCAGAAAAACUGAUGUUUAUUGAGACUGAAAAGUUUUUCAGAGGGCACUGUCUGCAGACUCUCUCUGUAUUUGCUAUCUGGUCUGAGCUGUCCACUCUCCAAUCGAAGCACAGUGCUCUGUGAAUGCUGCCAUGCCCAUCAUCAGCAAUGCCAACCAUGACUUCAGCAAUCUGUCCGUCAGUGAUGACAGCAGUCUCGACCACAUAUUCACUGAGAUCCCAGAGACUGAGACUAUCAAGGGUGUGUACUACCAAAGAGCUCAGUUCAUCCGUCGGCCAGAGGACCUCUUGUCCAUCGACCAUGCUUCCUUGGCAGUGAUCAAUGUCGGUGGAAACCGCUACACCUUCCCCUGGAGCACACUGGAGCAAUUUCCCCUCACACGACUUGGCCGCCUCUGUGGCUGCAGGUCACCUGAGGACAUCGCCAGCAUCUGUGACGACUACGAUGAAGCCCGCAAGGAGUUCUUCUUCGACCGCUCACCAUCCGCCUUUAGGGUUAUCCUCAACUUCUUGGCUGCAGGGAAACUCCGACUGCUACGAGAGAUGUGCAUCCUCUCCCUGCACGAUGAGCUGACCUACUGGGGCGUGGAGAUGGCGUACAUGGAGCGCUGCUGCAAGAGGAAGAUGUACACACGCAUCGAGGAAGUGCACGAGAAAGAGAGGCGUCGGCAGGAGCGCAGGCAGAAAAACGCCAUGCAGCGGGUGACAGUGGAGGAAACACAAUACAGAAAAGUGAUGAACUGGCUAAGAGAUAUGGUAGAAAACCCACAGUCAGGCUUACCUGGGAAGAUCUUUGCCUGCCUGUCGGUGAUCAUGGUUGCCGUGACUGUUGUCAGUUUAUGUAUCAGCACGAUGCCAGACCUCAGAGAGGAAGAGGACAGGGGCGAGUGUUCAUCUAAGUGCUACAACAUGUUCAUCAUAGAGACGGUGUGUGUGGCCUGGUUCUCCCUGGAGUUCAUCUUGCGGUUCAUUCAAGCUCAGAGCAAGCUGGACUUUCUCCGCGGGCCGCUCAACAUCAUCGACGCUAUGGCCAUCCUGCCCUACUACGUUUCCUUGGUGGUGACAGAGAAAGACCCAGAGCUGGAACACGAGAGGCCGGGAGGAGGUAAGGGCUACCUGGACAAGCUAGGCCUGGUUUUGAGGAUCCUGCGAGCGCUGAGAAUUCUCUACGUGAUGAGGCUGGCUCGCCACUCUCUCGGCCUGCAGACGCUGGGGCUGACGGUGCGACGCAGCACCCGGGAGUUUGGCCUUCUGUUGCUUUUUCUCUGCGUCGCUGUCACCCUCUUCUCCCCGCUGGUGCACUUGGCUGAGAGCGAGCUCACAGGUACCCAUGACUUCACCAGCAUUCCCGCCUCCUACUGGUGGGCCAUUAUCUCCAUGACGACAGUGGGAUAUGGCGAUAUGGUGCCCAGAUCCAUUCCGGGACAGGUGGUAGCACUGAGCAGCAUCCUCAGUGGCAUUCUCAUCAUGGCCUUCCCUGCUACUUCCAUCUUCCACAUGUUCUCCCGCUCCUACCAAGAGCUCAAGAUGGAGCAUGACCGAUUGUUCAAAGAGGAGUGCGUGGCUGCCGCUGCAGCUGCUGCUGCCAGUGGGGAGCCACAGGAGGCGGGAGGUGAAGGAGGCGGUGAGAACUCGGCUCCACCUAAAAUGCAUCUAGACAAGGAUAAUGUGCACUCGCUGGAAUCUCUUGCUCUGUUAGGGAAAGGUGGCGAAGCUGCUGGAAAUAAUAAUCACAGCCUUCCGGCAGCAGCUUUCUGAGCUGCAUUUGCACAGACUGACCUCUAAGAUGUGACUGUGCAGUAUAUGAUGAAAGUACUGUUUCCAAAAGACCUCACUAUCUACACAGCUCUGAGGGCAUCUGCAUUGUUUGGAUAAAAAGAGAUUAAGCAAACAUUACGCAUUUCUUUUGCUCUUCAAGGAUUUCAUAAGGAGUAAAAGUGUCCGCACUGAGAGACACACAACCCUUUAAAUCGGAUGAUUUUGUCCGACCAGAAAGCCUCUGCAGCAAUAUUAGUAAACGGCUGCGUCCAUAAACAUGCAAUAUUCAAUCCAAAGUUGCUUUUCCUCCCACUGUGAAAAUACUGACUGCAACUUUUAGUUUCAUUCUCAUUACUUUUUAAUCUGUUGCCUACAGUAUGACCUCAGUGUGUUUCGUACUGUACACUAGCUUGAAGCCAUGCUCUAGCAAAUUGAUUGUCUCAUAUAUGAUACGAUUCAUCUCUCUUGUGUAUAUUUCUAUGCUUGGACUGAAAUGGUUUCUCCAUUCUCAAAUAUAAACUCCAGGUAAAUGAUUAAGAAAUUGCAUAAUUAUUCCAAAUGUUUCUAAAUCAGUGACAAAAGGAACGGACAUGGAGGAAAAAAAGGUGUUUUUAUUUGAAUGAAGACGAGCGUGAGUGAGAGAGAGUGAGCACUAAAACCAUGAAAUGUACUUUGCAACGCUCCAAAUAAAAGCUCUCCUAGUAAUCUGAGAGAAAUCCGUUUUCUGGUCUGUAUUUUUUUUCCUUGGUACGAUGGUCUAAUCUCUGCUCGUCUGGGAUGCUCAAUCAGAGUCCUACUGCUGAACAUUUACUCUGAGAAGAAGAAACAGAAACAGCUGCCGCUGCCAGACAGAGAAGUAUUCUGUGAAUUCUGUGGCAAUCCGCUUCUUACAUCACCUUCUCGUUUUCACCCGCACAAUUACAGCACUGUGGAAGAGCGUCUCUAUAAUGUCUAAUCUAAUGUUUUUAAGACAGCGGUCUCUGGUUAUUGUUGAUCUUCGUGUCUGGAACAAAUCUGUCCUCAUCUACUCUGUUUAAUCCCGCUGUGGCCUUUGGACCUCUCAGAGUUCUUUUACUGAGAAGUUGCCUGCAGCACCGUGGGGUCCAAGAAGGUUGUGGAGGCACGCAGGGACAUGACAGAUGUGGAUGUAAUCUAGAUUAAAGUUGGGAUUAAAACCCCCACAGGGAAACGGGUUACUGCCUGAAACUCAACUUCAUCCAGUUGCUUCAAAUAAGAUUUAUCUUUUUUUUUCUCUAUUAAUUCAGUGGCAAUUUCUUUUGCUUUAUUGUGGUUUUCAUGCCUUAGAAUUAAGAUUUACAUGCACAUGUUGAAAUAUAAUGUAUUUUACAAAGUUUUUUAUCCAUCUGUAUACUCAGUAGGUAAAGACACAUUGAUAUUAUAAACAGUAUAUAAUGGCGUUUUGCAACACUGAUCAUAACUCGUAUGGACCAUUAUUCUAAAAGAAGCUACGGGGGAUAAAGUAUUCUCAUAUGUCUGUGUAGCUCAUCGUCACAAAUCAUUGCUGAUGCUCAAAAGUAAAGUUCAGUCCAAAAAGUCACUUACACGUGAAAGACAAGAAAGAUGAAUGUUUGAUAAAGACCUUUUCAAGGACUUUCGCUUUUGAGUGACACUUUUUAAACGACUAAAACAUUUUAUUCUAAUUUGAAAAUGUUCUAAUAUUUUAAAAAAAGUAAUAUCAUUUAGGAUGUUGGAGGCAGCAGGGUGUUUGCUAAAUAAAGCUAAGCCCUUUAAUUUUUUGUACAGGAAGCAGCCCAUUGUUUUAUGAAGGUUGUGUGGGGUCAACCCUCAAAAAAUAUCUUUGUGUUUUACAUUUUUAUUUGACCUUUCCAGUUAACACAUCACCGUUUUUGCAUUAAUAAGGCAAAUAUAUGUAGAAGAAGACACGCAGACACGGAGGCGAAAAAAGUAUAUUUAGACAGUCUGUGUAGAAUAAAAAACGACUGUUACUUAGCUAGCCGGUGGUCACGUGCAGGUGUUUAAUGCAGCUUCAAAUCAUCAUGGUAAGCUAAGCUAAUUACAUCCUGGCUCUGUCUCCAUACAAACAUAACAGCAGCAAUAAUCCUCUUACCUAACUCACAUGGUUAGAUAAGAAAAUAAGAACGAGCAUCCAGUGCAUUUUCCAAAAAAGACAGUGCUCAGUGCAAUUAUCUGCUCACACUGUAUCAUUCUUAUGUAUCAAUCUUAACAGGUUCUGAUUAGUAUUGAUAACAAUAACAAAAAUGUCUCAAUUAUGUCCACACCAGAGGGGAACACAGCUGAACCUAAUUAGACACGACGAGACACAGACCUUCAAAGUAAAACAGGAAACUCACAAACUGUUUCACAAACACAAACUCAGAGGCAUGAACAGAGCACAGAAGGGAGAACACUAAAACAUUAAGAACUAAUACAAAAUAAGAAUCAACACAAAACUCAAGAUGAUAUCAAAAUGAAACACAGAACUCUGGGUCACCGAUCCAGGACCAUGACACUUUCUCUCUUUCUUGCACGGAUAAACUGUCUCUCACACGCCUACUUAUUUUUUCAUCCAUGGUCUUAGGGGGAGUAUUUCUUGCUCAUUGACAGUCGAAAGGUCGCUGCAUGCAUUCAUUGUUCCAUGAUGUGGGCGCUGAGGAACCCUUUGACAAUGAAACUUUGAUAAGAAAGGUUGAACAAAUAAAGUUAACUUGAAAAAUGUGUAUGUCAUGCUUCUGGUAAAAUAAGAACGGAGGUGCACAGCGUGGAUGUGGUAGAGGUGUUUGGAUGGAGGUGAGGAUUGGGACUCAGCAUACAGCAGAUGGAGCAUCUGUCAUGUAUGUCGCUUCUAGCUCUGUGGCAUUAAAGAAAUCUCAGCAGACGCUUAUUACAGUUUUGGGGAAGGAAGAGAAGAAGAAGAAAGCUUGAUGGUUUAAGUCUGUCAUGAUGGUAGCUCAGGUAGGCCCCAAAGUCAGGCUUCAGAGACAUCAGCUGCCCUCACUGCCUUUCAACAUCUACUAAUGCUUGGCACUACUGUUUAAGCUGAUUUAUCCUGCACACAGUUCUGUGCAUCUGCAAGUUACUUUGCAACCCACUCUAACCUCACCUCUUUUUUCACAACCCUAAUCAAGGUCAUUUCUGUUUUCAUUCAUUCUUUCUGUUUUCUGGGUCUUCUCUCGGUCUCAUGCCCUGCAGCAUUCGGUGUAUGUGGAUGGGUAUGGAGCUGUGUUAUCUCUGCCUUAUGGAUUUUAUACGUGGAUGUGAAUUGAAGAUCCCCAAAACAGUCACACCACCAAAUACAUAUAAGUCCCUGCAGAUGGAAGCAGUCCCAAUACAAAGUAGGAUAUUCUCCCUGGUGGUUAAUACACGUGAAGUUACAUUUACCAAUAUGGUAAAUCAUCCACCCUGGCAGAAACUUUUAAAGAGCAGCUCAGCAGAUUAUCUGUGUGGUAUGUGUUGUUUUUUUUAAAAAAGGUUAAUAUUUGGUGUCACCAUUUUUCCAUUAACUUUUUUAAAGAUGAUAAAUAAACAUACCAUGCUUGAAAAAUUUAUGAGACCACCACUCAUUGUGAGGUUUAUGCCACAGAUGCCCUAAAUUAAUGCUACUUAUCAUUACCAAAAUCAUUUUUAUGUUUUUUUAUGGUUCACAUCGUACAAACUCUAUAAUCAAAUUGUAUCCAACAACUUUCAAAUGUACUGUUUUAAAAGAUAAGCUGAAAAAAUAGCAAAGCAAAUGAUUCAUUUUAUACCAAAUUACGCUUAUUUAACUGCAGAAGAAUUGGGGUUGGUGGUUGAUUUUAAUUGGUGAUUAAUUUCUGACUGAUCAGAGAAGUCUUUCCUGGCUUUGGGUUUAAGAACAUGAAUUCUGUAAUUUGCUUAAAAAAUAAUGAUGUAAUUUUCUCAAAUGUACUUAAAUUACUGAUGUUGUCUUGUUUUAUGACAUAUAGUCAAGCACUGUAUAUGGCAUAUGCUACAAUAUUCCUUAUAAAUUACAUAUACAUAUGCAUGUAUCAUAGCACUUUACCUCAGUUAAUGAACUGAGUGAUCAUGUUGAGACUUAUCAGAUUUUUGUCUGGUGUCAUGCUGGGGGGAGACCCACCAGUCUUCAACAACCCAAACCCCCAAAGACCCAAGAGCCACGUAAGGAGGAGAAGUAGCUGUUUAAUAUUCAAAGCCAGCUUUGCUUUCAUCCUACAUUUGUACUGAUGACAGCUAAGGCUACAGUUUACUGGUGUUAGCUUGUCGGAGGUGCUGUAAUUUUCAUAGUGAAGCUAACACUUGAAUUUCAGUUGUUCCACAGCCAUGAAUUAUUACAGGUUCAAGACAGCAGUGAGAAAAGGGUAUCGUAUGUGCUUGUAGGGACACGUGAAGUGAGCUGCUUGUUUUAAUCCUUGGAGCAGUCCUUGUGAGUAGAUGUGCAGAUUUUGAUUUUAGAAGUGUGAUUAUUUUUAACAUUUUUUGUUCUGGAAUAAAUAAAGUUGAGAAAUAUUUCAUACUACAGGUAUUACUGGUUGUAAUAAGGUCAAAUUGCAAAAUUGUAGGGUUUUCACCUUUCCUUUUCCUUUUUUGUAGCAGUUUUACUUCAGGGAGGCUGCUGCUAAUGUGGCGAGAGGGUGAUUCUUGUACUGCAGAGAUGUUCAGGCAGGUGGUGCAACUGAAGUUGCUUUGCAGCGUCAUCUGUAUGACAUCUUUUUUUCAACACAACCAAUUUGUAAAUGUCAAACAUUUUCCUAUAUAGCAAAUUUUACCUUGAUGUGAGAUUAUGCACUGAUUCUGUGAUGCUGGGAAAUCCCCCCACUGAGCAUUUCUCUUCUUUGUUACAAGAAAGAAUUUUCUUAAUUCCCUCCAUGUCAUGAGAUAGGAUAAGCUGGUGUUUGAUUUUCCACCAUAGGCAUCACAGUUGAUGCACACCAUAAGAUAUACAGUAAGAUAUGGAUCCAAUUAAACUGCACAGGCACAGACUAUCAGCACAGAAAUCCCUACAGAGGACAUAUCCCACCAUCUAGAUAGAGAGCACUUGGCUCAGACCGCAAAUGUAGAUUUUAAUCAGCCGAAUGUCCCAGUGUCCCAGUGUGUUUUCUCACUCUAAUUUAAAGGAAUAAAAUGGAAAAGGGAAGAAAAUGCAUUCUGCCAUUAAUGUUCGACUGUAGGGACACUGAACCAGUUUGUUCGAAACAAAACCAAAAAAACAUGAAUCUCAAGAAAAAGACAAACACAAGCUGUUGUUGAUGGGUUUCUAUGUGAUUUAAUAUUUGAAUAUUUGUUAGUGGGAAAUCAGAGGAUUUGUGUAGAUUUGAUAAAAAUAUAAAAGACAGAAAAAGGAGAGACAGAGGAAGAUCCGAGAGAGGGAGUGGACAGAGAAAACAAGAGUCUCUGUAAGUGUCUUCUUAUCUAAAGCCAAGCACAUUUUUCUGCUCCAUAGUGAAAUGAAUUAUGUGCCCUUUAUUACAUGGCAGCUUGACUUGAUGGUCCACUGCCCUUUAAUACCUUAUAAUAACAGAGGACUCACACAAACACGCUCACAUAAAGACAGUGAACUUGGUAAAAGAUUAACACAAACAUGCUAAAAAAUGUCCUGGAAAGCUCAGGAGGGAAGCUCAAGUAGUUACAGUGAGGCUCGUAAUAAAAAAAAGUCCUUCAGAGCUUCACAGUCUUCGCAAGAUUUGCAGCAGAUUUUAUUCACUGAAGUAUUUUACCAUCCUCUGCAAAGACGACGUUUAGUGUCUGUAAACAUUCAUGCUCUAACAAUAACCCUGAUUAACUCUGCUUACCCAGGACCUGCAAGCCAGCACAGAGGGACAGAAAGGGGAAAUCAGCAGGCCAGACCAGCAUCAAACUGAAUAUAAUACAGUCUUUAAACAUUCCUUUUCAGCUGUGUUGAACUCAAAGAUUACCUGAGGCUAACCAGAUAACUGUUUACAAAAACCAAACCUCCUGUUACCUGUGGAUACAAAUUAAAAGGGAAGAGGAGAAACAACAAUGCAAGUACAUGCAUACAAACAAAGGCUUCUGUACAAUGAGGCCACCAACACAUAAUCCACAUCUUUGAUGUAUAAACCCGGUUCAUUUAGGAUGCUGUGUAAAAAUUGAAUUCAGUGAUUUGCAAAUCUCAUGAAAUUAUAUUUUAUUCAUAACAGAAAACAUCUCAAAUGUUUAAACAGAGAAAAUUCACCAUUUGAAGUUAUCUUUAAUAUUAUGGCAGUAACUCAUAUCAAAAACAUUAGAACUAGGGCUGCCACAAACGAUUAUUUUGAUAGUCGACUAGUCACCGAUUAUUUUU